Messenger RNA from Ogataea angusta, 819 nucleotides. RefSeq lists its product as uncharacterized. Gene Ontology annotation, molecular function: hydrolase activity. The record is from RefSeq and is a predicted model, not a curated record. NCBI's taxonomy places the organism in Eukaryota, Fungi, Ascomycota, Pichiomycetes, Pichiales, Pichiaceae. The coding region runs from base 1 to 819 and encodes 272 amino acids. The transcript has a single exon.
AUGCUCAUCACCGAGUCGUAUACGGACGUCAAGACGUCCAAGGGAGACACCAUGAGAAUCUACACGUUCCACCCGAAAAUCCCCGGCUAUCCGCGGGCCAAGUUCCCGGGAGUCGUGGUGUACAGCGAGAUCUACCAGGUGACGGGUCCUGUUGCACGGUUUGCAAAGAAGAUCGCUGCCGAGGGCUACAUUUGCGUGGCUCCGUCGAUCUACCACGAUUUCGUCGACCACCGUCCAUUGGCCUACGACGUGAAGGGAACGGACGACGGCAACCGGUACAAGGUUGAAAAAACGGUCGACUCCUACGACGAGGACAAUAAGCUAUGCUGUGAUUAUUUGUACUCGCUGGACACGUUUAACGGGAAAAUCGGCGCCACGGGAAUGUGUCUGGGCGGCCAUCUGGCGUUCCGCGCGCUUCUUGACCAGCGCGUCACCGCGGCCGUGUGUUUCUUUGCUACCGACAUCCACUCCAGUUCGCUAGGAAAAGGCGGCGACGACUCGCUGGAGCGGGUGUGCAAGGAGCUCGACAGCCACAGACAGGAGCUGGUAAUGUUUUUCGGCACGCUCGACAACCACGUGCCGCCCGAGGGCCGCGAUCUCAUCAGGACCAAGCUCAGAGACGCGGGAGCCAAGCUCACGUUCAUGGAGAUCUGCGAUGCCCAGCAUGCGUUUGUUCGCGACGAGAGCAGCAAGGGCCGCUACGACUCGGCCAUCACAAGCUCCUGUUUCGGAUUUCUGUUUGAGCUGUUUGACAGACGACUCAAGACCGAUCUGGGCGAGGAAGACCGCAGGCCUGUUGCUGUGGAGAACGUUUGCUAG